Molecule: messenger RNA, 648 nt
Organism: Aspergillus pseudonomiae
Lineage: Eukaryota; Fungi; Ascomycota; Eurotiomycetes; Eurotiales; Aspergillaceae
Product: huntingtin-interacting protein K
Exons: 2
Coding region: 98-508 (136 amino acids)
Biological process (GO): protein stabilization; negative regulation of apoptotic process
Source: RefSeq, a predicted model, not a curated record
AACACGUUCCUGCAGAUCGUGUCCCCACAAUCUACCCUAGGCUUGAUAUAAGCUCUUGCCUGACUCGACUAAACCUUCUUACUUAAGCUUACUGACCAUGUCUGACUCCAUCCCCUCUGCCCACCCGGACGCUGGCGCCGCCGACCAGCACCGCCCCGCAAACGCGGAAGACCGCAAAGCCGCCGCUGCCCUUUCCUCUCUGAACACGACUGAGAUCGGUGCGGACUCAGGCGCCAAGCCGCCUUUAUCGGCGGACCAGGAGGCACUGGGGAAGGCGAUGAGCCGGUUGGAGAUCGUUGCGGGGCAGGAUGCCGGCAAGAAGGCGACUGGGCCGCAGAAGGAGGCAGAGGUAGUGAGGAAGAAGGCCGUGAAAGUUGCCUCGGAAGAUAUUAGCCUCUUGGUUGACCAGUUAGAUUUAACGAAGGUCAAGGCGACCGAGCUCUUGAAAUCCAACAAUGGAGAUGCUAAGCAGGCGAUCAAGGCUUUUAUAACUCCUGUGGGGGCUUGAGUCGCUAUCUGCUAGCUGGUCUGAAAUUGGAAUGUAAGAGAUACUAAGAUGUACGCUCAGUAAACCAAUACUUUCAAGCAUGGCUGAGCAACGAAGAGCCAUGGCGACUGCUUGCCCGAGAAAAGUUAACGAACUUAAUG